This is a messenger RNA of Phanerochaete carnosa HHB-10118-sp, 2797 nucleotides long. RefSeq lists its product as uncharacterized. Lineage: Eukaryota; Fungi; Basidiomycota; Agaricomycetes; Polyporales; Phanerochaetaceae. Bases 202 to 1230 code for a protein of 342 amino acids. The transcript is spliced from 8 exons. Gene Ontology annotation, molecular function: oxidoreductase activity, acting on the CH-CH group of donors, NAD or NADP as acceptor. The record is from RefSeq and is a predicted model, not a curated record.
AAUGACAAAGACUGCGUUUCAGAUCGUAUAGUGAUUUUCCCGCCAUGACCUCGGCGACGCCGUUGCAUGUCUCGGGCUCGCGGCUAAUGCAUCCCGGGGCUGACUUCAAACCGAAUCACAUUUUCAGACGGCAACAGGGGCAGAUAUAUAAUCUUCGGAGACACAUUUCAUGUCGUUCACCAGCUCUACUACAUUUUCCCAAUGGCUCCAGUCAAGAACGGCCGCCUUCUUUUCAACGAGAUCCCAACUGGUUUUCCUGAGCCAGGAAAGACCACGAUCUACGAUGAAUACCAGACCAUCGACCUCAGCAGUGCGCCCCUCAACGGCGGUGUGCUCGUCAAGAUCCUAGUCGUCAGCAUAGAUCCGUACUUGCGAGGCAAGAUGCGUGACGCCUCCAUAAAAAGCUACUCCCCCGCGUUUGUACCCGGAGAACCAAUCUCCAACCAUGGCGUUGGCGUCGUUCUCCGCUCUGAGAACGCUAACGUCAAACAAGGGGACCACCUCUAUGGUUUCUAUAACUUCCAGGAAUACGCCGUCCUGCCCAACAUCGACAAUUUCCGCAUCCUGAAGAACGAGGAGAAGUUGCCGUGGGCUGCGUACGUCGGCGUGGUUGGCAUGCCAGGCCAGACCGCGUGGACAGGUUGGAAGGAGUACGCGGCGCCGCAGAAGGACGACGUUGUCUUUGUCACCGCAGGCUCCGGACCUGUCGGGUCGUUUGUCAUCCAGCUCGCCAAGCUGCACGGUUUGAAGGUCAUCGCCUCCGCAGGCUCGGAUGACAAGGUCGCGUUCAUCAAGAGCAUUGGCGCCGACGUCGCGUUCAACUACAAGACCACGAGCACCUGGGACGUGCUGAAGGAGCAGGGGCCGAUCAAUAUCUAUUGGGACAACGUCGGCGGCGAGACGCUGGACGCCGCGCUCUUCAACGCCGCGAAAGGGGCACGCUUCAUCGAAUGCGGCAUGAUCUCACAGUACAACUCGGCGCCGUACACGCUCAAGCACCUCAUGACCAUUGUCGGGAAGGAGCUGCACCUGCACGGCUUCAUCGUCGGCACGCUCAUGCCCAAGUAUCGCGACGAGUUUUACCGGGAGGUGCCCGGGAAGGUCGCCCGCGGCGAGAUCAAGUACAUUGAGGACGCCAAGAAGGGCCUCGAGUGGGCGGGACACGCCAUCCUCGAGGUUCAGCAAGGCAAGAACCACGGGAAGAGCGUCGUAAUUGUGAACGAGGAAUGAGCCAUUGCAUAGUGCCCCAUCGUAAGUCCGUGCAAGUAGAAUCGUAUUCAAAUGUAGCCAAUAGUAUAUUACUUGGAGAUAGCUGUGCGUUUGCUCGAGCAUUCGUGAGCUUCAUUAUGCCGAGUGUAGCUAUACGACUCGAGGGCUAAGGUGUUCACUGAGCCUCGAUUUUGAGCACCUGGGAAGAACACGUACAGAGCAUAGACUGCUACGGCUUCUAGAACGGUAGCUAUAUAUGUGAUAGACUAUGGAUAUCUGGACUCUCGUCCACGUGUCAAAUUUAACGUGAGCGAUGCCAUGUGCUGACCGGGACUUGGAGAUGACGAAAGUAAUCUGUGUAAUGGCCGUGGAAGACCGUCCGCACCGUACCCCAGGUUGCCGCGGACUACGCCGCGAUGGCAGAGAGUUCGUCAUCUAUGGGUAUGGACAUGGGUCGUGUCGGCUGAGCAAGCUCAUGGGAUUUAACGGCUGCCUUCACGCUAAAGCCUAAUGCUGCGGGUCCAGCGGCUGAUAGAUAGUUUAGCAGAAAUCCAGGGGAAUGGAGGCAUGCACUAGACGCGGCCACGGGGCCCGAAAGCGUGUCGCGCGAUCGACGCGUCCUGGGUCGCGUCAUGCAACUGCGGCCGGUAGAGUGCCGCGUGCCCGCAGGAUGAAGGAAGGACAAACGGUCUUCGAGAGGUGAGAAAUUGCAUGGGUGGCAGGCGAGAGGGCUGGAGAGGCUGGACAAAAACAAAGGAGGGCUGGUGGUGGUGGUCGGAAACAAACGCGAUCGUUCGAGACACUGCUAUGCUUCGCUAGGCUUGGUUGGAACCUUCCCGCCAAUCGGAACGAGUGGUUCUAGGUGCAGCGCGCCUUGCUUGGAAAGUAUCUGAUGGAAUAUAGCUUGUCGGAAUCAGGGAAGGUUGAGUGUUCCUAAGGUUGCUACGGCCUACAGGCAUCUCCAAUUCAAGUACGCGAGUCGCUCUAGGCCGCUCCACCAGCGCGGUCUUGACAAAUUGCUGUGGGGAGUACCAGACGAGGAAUGAAGGUGGAGACAUCAUGGGUGCAGAGCGAUAGUCGACCGAGAGCACGAGCAAAGGAACUGAGAUGUCUGCGGAAGGUGCGGGAACAUCUUACCACGGGGUGCACAGCCAUGGGUCGGGGACCGCUAGCAAUGCCUCGUGUACGAUCGUCCAGCGUAAGACACCACAUCGAUAAUGCUAAUGUCCCUUGUAGGAGGGUGGUCUGUCCGACUCAGACCUGCACGCGAUGUGGGCUGGGCCCAUUGGGAUUGCCUUGGGGUUGGUACAACUGGAGCCUGGGUAUUUUGAUAGCCCUGAUGUUCUCCACCAUUGUUAAGCCGGCUAAGCGAGCAUGGCUAAGGAGCAACGGUCGUCAGAGUAAUCUAUCGCAAAUAUAUGGAGAAGUUCCCGGUGCAUAUGCCUGGCGCACAUGCUGGGGAGAACAGUACACAGGCUGGACGUGUCCCGUGAAGCAGUGUGUGAGCUAGAACAGCUUUUGUCGUGAGAUUGUAGAGCAUUGCAGAGCCAUGGCUUUCAGCGCGCGGUGACGCGAGACGAACGUUCAG